This is a messenger RNA of Aphanomyces invadans, 1490 nucleotides long. RefSeq lists its product as hypothetical. The record is from RefSeq and is a predicted model, not a curated record. Gene Ontology annotation, molecular function: protein binding. Bases 1 to 1302 code for a protein of 433 amino acids. The transcript has 11 exons. NCBI's taxonomy places the organism in Eukaryota, Oomycota, Saprolegniomycetes, Saprolegniales, Verrucalvaceae.
AUGCGCCGACACCGUCUACCGUUGCGGCUCCUAUCGGCUGCCUUUGUUGCCGUACACUGUUACAAGAAAGAUGACGCAAAGUUCCUCCUUCCGUUGUGGUCGCAGCAGGCCGCGCAAUGCCAUUCAAGUCGCCGCGUGCAUUCUGCCAAAUUCGAAUUGCCGCCGUCCAUCCAAGCUCUGCAGCCCAGCUCACUUGGAAGGCUCCAUGACCGGGUGGAGUUGUCUGGAAUGUCCGAAUCAAACGCCUGUACCCCGCUUCACGAGGCAGCCUCGUUGGGGCUCGCCGAGGAUAUAGUCAAGUUGAUUGCAAAUGGCGCAAAUGUGAAUGCUUCCGAUGCAGCAGGCACGACGCCGCUCAUGAUUGCUGCCAGUUUGGGCCACCGCACAAUUUGCCAGUGCCUCGUAGACGCGAAUGCUGAUCUCAACGCCGCCGACGCAGAUGGGUCGACUGCCUUGCACGUUGCAGCCUACCACGGUCAGCUCGACAUCGCAGCAAUGCUGAUUCACGCAGGGGCUGACGUGUCGUCGACCCGACCAGAUGGCAUCAAUGUACUCAUCAUUGCCAUUCGCGAAGGCCAUCAAGAGCUCGCGAUGGCCCUGCUCCCGUUUUUCGACUGGACCGAAUUCCACGUUGCGAUUGCCGCUGCAUGGGGGCACGUCGCUCUGGUGGACGACCUGGUCGCGUUGCGACCCGACCUUGUUGGCUUAUCAGCUAUCCAUGCAGCAGUGGAGCGCGGUCACUUGGCCACAGUCAAGGCGCUAUUGCAUGCGCCAUUGAAAAAUCGGCAGGAUGUCCUCAACAGCGCCAUGUUGCACGCUGCCAAGACAGGGCAACUGGCCGUGCUCCAUCUCUUGCUGGACGAAGGCGCUAACGUUGCUGCAGCCGACGAAACGGGCAACACCGUGAUUCACUUGGCUGCACGACACAAUCACGUCGACGUCUUGAUGGACGCUUUGCGCCACGAUCCUAUCCAACUGGCCGCGUUCGUGGGCGUCCCGAAUUUCGAUGGGGAAUCUGCUGUGCAUUUGGCUGCCAAAGGCGGCCACUGCGCAAUGCUGCAACAGCUUCGCAGCCUUGGAGCGUCGCUGGCAGGACGCACUGCCUCGGGACUAACGGCGGUUCACUUUGCUGCUGCAAAUGGACAUUUGGACGCCGUGAAAUACUUGCAGGCGGCGGGAUGCGACGUGAACCAAGAAUCCGAGUAUCUGAUGGGGAAAACUCCCCUCGAGCUGGCAACACUCCAUGGCCACCACCACGUCAUGCGAUACUACCUGCAAAGUACGGAGGCGCAUAGCCGUUAACAUACGUGCAUUCCCCCCGCGAGAAAAACACCCCGUCUCCUCUGUCCAGCCCGAGAGGGCUGUAGUUGAUGGGCCAGAUAACCAAAAGAAGAGUUCACGGUUGCAUGCGAUGGGACGAGCCAGAGGCAUUCCACUCGAUCCCAUCGUGCCAAGCGCGAUUCAAAAGGACAUUGUACUGUCACCAGUAC